Messenger RNA from Brassica napus (rape), 2726 nucleotides. RefSeq names its product cytochrome P450 72A15. NCBI's taxonomy places the organism in Eukaryota, Viridiplantae, Streptophyta, Magnoliopsida, Brassicales, Brassicaceae. The transcript is spliced from 5 exons. The coding region runs from base 152 to 1678 and encodes 508 amino acids. The record is from RefSeq and is a predicted model, not a curated record. Gene Ontology annotation, molecular function: heme binding; oxidoreductase activity, acting on paired donors, with incorporation or reduction of molecular oxygen; iron ion binding.
UCGUGAGGUUCCAAGUAAAGGCAAAAACUUCGACUGUUACAAGAAAAUUACUUGUCCGAACACACAAAUUCUAUAAAUAUUAACGACAUGUGAUCACCUGCAUUUCUUCAUCAAAAUUAUCAAACUCUUAAUACACCAAAAACAUUAGAAAAUGGAGACAUUACUUACAUCAUUGGCUAUGGUUGUUGUAUUGUGGUGGAUAUGGAGAAUUGUGGAGUGGGUUUGGGUUAAGCCUAAGAUGCUAGAGAGUUACCUCAGAAAACAAGGUCUUGUCGGCACUCGUUACACGCCUCUUGUCGGAGAUGUGAGAAGAACUUUUAGCAUGUUGAAGGAAGCAAGAUCGAGACCAAUGAAACCAACGGAUGAUCUCAUUUCACUUGUCAUGCCUUACUCCUUUCAAAUGCUCAAUACUUACGGAAAUACCUUUUUCACAUGGUUAGGACCCGUACCAUCCAUCACAAUAAUGAAUCCACAACUUAUCAAAGAAGUGUAUAACAAAGUUUAUGAUUUCCCAAAGACUCACACGUUUCCUUUGCUUGCGUUGAUAACUGAUGGACUCGCUAAUGCUGAUGGAGAUAAGUGGGCUAAACACCGGAGGAUCAUCAACCCGGCAUUCCACUUUGAGAAGAUCAAGAAUAUGGUCCCUACGUUUCAUCAAUGUUGCCGCGAGGUUGUGUGCGAGUGGGAAAAGUUAGUUUCAGAUAAAGGGUCCUCUUGUGAGGUUGAUGUUUGGCCAUGGAUUGUGAAUCUAACCGGGGAUGUGAUUUCUCGUACCGCUUUCGGUAGCAGCUAUAAAGAAGGACAGAGGAUAUUCAUACUACAAGAGGAACUAGCAAAGCUCAUCAUGCAAGCUCUUGGAAAGAAUUACAUCCCUGGAUAUCGGCAUAUCCCAACAAGGAAUGCUACAAGGAUAAAGACAAUAGUUACAGAAAUCCAAGUUAUACUAAAAGGGAUCAUUAGCAAAAGAGACAAGGCUAGAAAAGCUGGAGAAACACCAAGUGACGAUUUGUUGGAUCUACUUCUUGUAUCAAAUUCAGGUGAAACUAAAGGAAAUGGACUGACCACCGAAGAAAUUAUUGAAGAUUGCAAGUUGUUUUAUUUCGCGGGACAAGAGACCACUUCAGUGCUUUUGACUUGGACCAUGGUUUUGUUAAGCCAACAUCAAGACUGGCAAGCUUGGGUGCGAGAGGAAGUGAUGCAAGUUUUUGGUGAUAGAGACCCCGAUCUUGAAGGCAUUAAGCAACUCAAAGUUAUGACGAUGAUUCUUUAUGAGGUCCUUAGGCUUUACCCUCCAGUCAUCCAGAUGAACCGAGCGAUCCACAAAGAGAUCAAACUAGGCGAUAUGGCAAUACCAGCCGGUGUUCAAGUCAAUAUACCUGUUCUGCUUAUCCAUCGUGACACUAAGCUGUGGGGCGAUGAUGCAGCUGAGUUCAAGCCCGAGAGGUUCAAAGAUGGGAUCUCAAAGGCAACAAAGAACCAGGUUUGUUUCUUGCCUUUUGGAUGGGGACCGAGGAUUUGCAUCGGUCAGAAUUUUGCUCUCUUGGAGGCAAAGAUGGCUCUGGCUUUGAUUCUACAGAGAUUCUCCUUCGAGCUUUCUCCUUCUUACGUGCAUGCACCUUACACAGUUAUCACUAUUCAUCCACAGUUUGGUGCCCAUCUUAUCAUAAACAAGCUAUGAUCUUGUGAUAAUAUUUUUUUUUUACUAAACUUCUUAUACACGAGCAAACAAGACAGCGUAGAGAAACUAAUCAAGAUCACUUUCAUAAAACCAUAUUUUCUGGCAUGCUUAUCGCUGAAACUGUUACGGGGUUUCUUAAAAUUUUUUUUUUGUUUUAUCUGAUUAAAAAAAAAUUAAAAAGGGAACCAAUUGCGGAUCUCCACGUGUUAGUGAGACCCGGAAACAAUACAAGAAAUUAACUGAUAUCUUGCAUAUUUCCAUUGUUUUAUCCAUUCACCCAUGUGCAUUUUGAUCAUAUAGACUAGGAUUUAGCCAUGUUUAUGUUGCAUUUUGCAUACAUAAGUCUUUAUCAGGUAUUAGAGUACCACAUGGAGUUCUCGGAGACAUUUGGGUGUGUUUGGAGCUCAAAAGAGGUGUAAAGAUGAUCAUUGGACGAGCAGAGCGUUGGGAGCGACUUCCCGAAGCGACACCAGCAAGUCGCUCUGACCUGCCUUAUCAGAGCGACCUUACCAGAGCGAUGCGGAGAAGUCGCUCGCCAUUUCAUCCCGGUGGAAGCUGAAAACUGACCCGGAGCGACCUAUCAGAGCGACCACUCCAGGUCGCUCCCGAAGCCCAGAGCGACUUGGUCAGAGUGACACCCCGAGGUCGCUCGCAUUUCUAUCGCGUGACGACAACACAAUGGAGCCGGAGCGACCUCUCAGAGCGACCCACUGAGGUCGCUCCCGAAGCCUGGAGCGACCUUACCAGAGCGACGCAGAGAAGUCGCUCGCGUUUUCAUCGCUCGGAGACACGAAAACGGGCCGGAGCGACGUCUCGCAGCGACCCCUCCAGGUCGCUCCCGAAGCCUGGAGCGACCUCUCGGAGCGACUACUGGAGGUCGCUGCGCGCCUAUUGUUUGCUCGAAUUCAGUUUACUCAAGGGCUUUUUGGUCAUUUCAUUAUGCACGUUUUUACUUUUCAAAACCUAUGUUUUAAACAUCUUUUGUGGCCGGCAGGCAGAUUAUCUUGGAUCUAUUGAGAAAUACACAAAAACUCUCUUGAGAAGUUCA